Arachis stenosperma is the source of this 1080-nucleotide messenger RNA. RefSeq lists its product as uncharacterized. The record is from RefSeq and is a predicted model, not a curated record. The transcript has a single exon. NCBI's taxonomy places the organism in Eukaryota, Viridiplantae, Streptophyta, Magnoliopsida, Fabales, Fabaceae. Bases 1 to 1080 code for a protein of 359 amino acids.
AUGUUGGAGAAGGUUGGUCCUAAGCCUAUACUUGUGAGGGAGGAGGUACAAAAUGAAGAAGUUAAGGAGGAGGUGGAGUUGGGUGAAGAUGAGACGAAAGAUAUUGCAAGAGGAGAAGAGGAUUUAUUGAAGUCCAAGGAACCGAAGAGGAAAAAUCCCCUAGAGGAGCCCACACCAAUACCUUUUCCAUCGGUGGUCAAGAAAGCUAAGAAGCAUGAGGAACUUGAUUCUAAGGUGGUACAAAUUUUUAAGAAUGUGGAGGUCACUGUUUCCCUUUUUCAAGCCAUCCAACAAAUUCCGAAAUAUGCCAAAUUUCUCAAGGAUAUUUGUACUCACAAAGAGAAAAUUGCCGAGCUAGGGAAGAGUCUGGUGAGCAAUUCUAUCUCUUUUCUCAUUCCAAAAAAGUAUAGUGAUCCCGGUCCUUGUUUGGUAACUUGUGUGAUUGGGAUAAUGAAAUUCAUGGAUUGUAUGUGUGACUUGGGAGCAUGUGUGAGUAUUAUGCCACUUUUCAUUUAUGAAAAGUUGAACUUUGCACCAUUGAGGCAGUUCGGAGCUAGAUUCGUGUUGGCGGAUAAGAGCAUAGUGUCGGUUGUGGGUAUUGCAGAAAAUGUGUUGGUGAACAUUCAAGAAUUGUUAUUUCCAGUGGACUUCCAUAUUUUGGAAAUACCUCCAAUUGACUCGGAUAGGCCAUCUUACAUCUUACUUGAAAGACUGCUCUUGAAGACAUCCCGGUUCAAGUUAGAUGCAUUUUUGGGAGCUUAUUCGUUUGAAGCCAAAGAAAAAGUGGUGAAGCUUACAUUGGAAGGAACCAUGAAACAACCACAUGAGGUAUAUUCUAUUUUUGGUUGUGAUCUUAUUGAAGAGAAGGUGAUCGAGGCUCAUUCCAGAAAAGAUGCGGAAGUGAUUGUCAAUAAGAGCUUGAACAUUAAAGGAUUGAGCAAAGAAGAUGAAGAAGCUCAACCAUUGCCUACCAAUAAAAAAGACAAGGAGCAUAUCUCCCCAUUGAAGGAGGAAAAAGCUAAGCAUACCAAGGAGUUGGAGAUUUUCCUCCUUGGAGAUGGCCCAAGAGUGGAUCAUUGA